AUGUCGAGUGAUGAUAAAAACAAACCUAGUGAACCUAAGAAUGAGCCCAAGCAAUGUGAUCCCAGGUGUGAACAAAGGUGUGAGACUAAAUGCCAGCCCAGCUGUUUAAAGAAGCUGCUGCAACGGUGCUCUGAAAAGUGCCCACGGGAAAAGUGCCCAGCACCACCAAAGUGUCCCCUGUGUCCCCCAUGUCCCCCACUGUGCCCUCCACCAUGCCCAUGCCCAGCUCCCUCCCCUCCGAAGCCAUGUGCCAAGUCCUGUCCUCCUAAAUGCCCACCACCCUGCCCACCCCCAGAGUGA
Molecule: messenger RNA, 300 nt
Organism: Balaenoptera ricei (Rice's whale)
Lineage: Eukaryota; Metazoa; Chordata; Mammalia; Artiodactyla; Balaenopteridae
Gene: LELP1
Product: late cornified envelope like proline rich 1
Exons: 1
Coding region: 1-300 (99 amino acids)
Source: RefSeq, a predicted model, not a curated record